Melopsittacus undulatus (budgerigar) is the source of this 2238-nucleotide messenger RNA. RefSeq names its product TUB like protein 3 (gene TULP3). Gene Ontology annotation, cellular component: cilium. Gene Ontology annotation, biological process: protein localization to cilium. The transcript has 11 exons. Bases 150 to 1544 code for a protein of 464 amino acids. The record is from RefSeq and is a predicted model, not a curated record. NCBI's taxonomy places the organism in Eukaryota, Metazoa, Chordata, Aves, Psittaciformes, Psittaculidae.
UGAGGGGCACCGUGGCCAAUGGGCAGGUCGCGUGCUGCGCCUCCGGCCAAUGGCGCCGCGCUUCAGUACCGAGUUCCGUUGCCAAGGGUAGCGGUGAGGCCCGGGUUAGGCGCGGUGGCCGGGGCCCCAUAGUAACGGCGGGGUUCGAGAUGGAGAGCGCGAGGGGCCGAGGUGGCCGCGCCAGCGACGGCAUCUUUGAGGAUGAAACUAUGAAACUACGACAGAUGAAACUAGAGAAUCAGAGAGCUCUUUUAGAGAAGAAGCAGAGGAAGAAGCGUCUUGAUCCUUUGAUGGUACAGCCAAAUCCCGAGGCAAAGCUGCAUAGGUCAAAGCCCAAAGGCUAUGAGGAGCAGGCUCCUUUAGUAAAAACUCCUACCCCUUUCCACAGUGAUGUUAUUUUACAUGGUAUUGAUGGACCAGCUGCUUUCCUGAAAUCAGAAGUGCAAGAGCUGGAGACCAAGCUCCAAACCCUCUCUGCUGGAUCUUCCAAAACAGAAGACAGUGCAGAUCAGGACAAUGAUGGAGAGGCUCUAACAGACACAGCAGGCAAGCCAGAUCUGCAAGAAAUCUUACAGAAACGAGGAAUUUCAGACAGUUUGAAUUUUGAUGAAGAGGAUGGAGAAGAGGAAGAAGCUAGUAAGAGACCAGCUUCUCAUUCACCAUAUCCUGAAACUGAGAGGCCUAGCUCUGCAACCAGCAUGAAAUCUUUCGCAGAAACAGGUGCUUCCUGUAGUCCAUCCCCUCCAGCAGAUGCCCAGCUGGGAGAAGUAGAGAACUUGGAGGAUUUUGCAUUACACCCAGCACCCCGUGGUAUUACAGUCAAGUGUCGAAUCACUAGAGAUAAGAAGGGAAUGGACCGGGGCCUCUUCCCUACUUAUUACAUGCAUCUGGAAAGAGAUGACAACAGAAAGACAUUCCUUCUUGCAGGGCGAAAAAGAAAAAAGAGCAAAACAUCCAAUUAUCUCAUAUCAGUUGACCCAACUGAUUUAUCCCGGGAAGGAGAAAGCUUCAUUGGAAAACUCAGAUCAAACCUCAUGGGAACAAAAUUUACGGUCUAUGAUCAUGGAGUUAGCCCCCUCAAGGCACAAGGUCUAGUGGAAAAGGCUCAUACAAGACAGGAGCUUGCAGCUAUUUGUUAUGAAACCAAUGUGUUAGGAUUCAAGGGUCCCAGAAAAAUGUCUGUGAUCAUUCCAGGAAUGAAUAUGAAUCAUAAGCGAAUUCCAAUACGUCCACGAAAUGAACAUGAGAGUCUGCUGUCAAAAUGGCAUAACAAGAAUUUAGAGAAUCUCAUUGAGUUGCACAACAAGGCUCCAGUCUGGAAUGAUGAUACUCAAUCCUAUGUUUUGAACUUCCAUGGGAGAGUCACUCAGGCCUCGGUGAAGAACUUCCAGAUUGUGCAUGACAAUGACCCUGACUACAUUGUGAUGCAGUUUGGCCGUGUAGCAGAAGAUGUGUUCACUCUGGACUAUAAUUAUCCUCUCUGUGCUCUUCAGGCCUUUGCUAUUGGACUCUCCAGUUUUGAUAGUAAAUUGGCCUGUGAAUGAGAGACAACAGACUUGAAGCUCACUCCCAUCCCUGCAUCUUCCUGUAAGUGUUCCAGAUGGAGUAAUGAAAAGCACAUUGGGGAUGGAAGGGAACUGGAGGAGAGACUUCUGCAGGCUUAUUAGAAAGCAAAUACCAGGACUUGGAGAAUUACAGUAGUUGACAUCUUAGGAGACUGUCCCAAGACUGGGCAGUCUCUGUAUGCAUUGUGGAAGAAUAAGAAAUAUAGGUGAUGCUUUUGAAUCCUUGUAACACGCUGCAUGUGAGUGGACUAAGGAAUUUAGCCCAGUAACUGGAACCCCUUGCAGCUAGGAUUAGAAAAAUGAUGGUUUAAUGUUCAUAUACCUUUGACUUCCACAGUGCCUCUGGAGAUGAUGCUACAGACCUGAUCAGGAAUUAGAGUUUCUGCUCAGCUGAAUUCACAAAAAAGGAGAACAGUUACUGGCAUGUGUAUCAUUUUGUUGUCUGUUACAAUAGUCAGAUAUGGAAGGACUCGGGUUGUGGCUUUGUGCAACUGUAGGUAAUGUUCAACAAAUACAGAGCUGGAAUGAGGCAUCGGCUCUAAUAAAACACUUCCCUCUUACUUGGUGGGAUGAUUCUCUGUUAAGGUUGAUAGUCCAGUUCACUUUCAUUAUUCUAAUUGCUCCAUAUCCCUUGAUAGUCUUUUUACCAAAUAAAGAACAAUCAAAUCUGAAA